This is a messenger RNA of Colletotrichum phormii, 1074 nucleotides long. Its product is annotated as Rof/RNase P-like protein. Gene Ontology annotation, molecular function: ribonuclease P RNA binding. Gene Ontology annotation, cellular component: ribonuclease MRP complex; ribonuclease P complex. Gene Ontology annotation, biological process: tRNA 5'-leader removal; rRNA processing. The coding region runs from base 78 to 764 and encodes 228 amino acids. The transcript has a single exon. The record is from RefSeq and is a predicted model, not a curated record. NCBI's taxonomy places the organism in Eukaryota, Fungi, Ascomycota, Sordariomycetes, Glomerellales, Glomerellaceae.
GCACAGCCAUACGGCCACUGAACACUGUUCCAACAUCAUCGCAGGGCUUUGCAUUCUACCAGACUUGGGAACACAGCAUGGCUCCCUCAAACCAGCCCAUCACACAGGCUCUCCUCGCCCGGGCACACUCUCCCGACAGCGCCAACCGUCUCUUUUCCGAGAAAAUCCAGUACCGACCGCUCUACCUCAGACCAAGCUCGCCACCGCCGCCAUCAAACGCCCGAGAGACCCGUCGCAAGGCCCGCGAAGAAUCAAAAAGGAAACAGAAGCUCAGGCCGAAACCUCUCUCGGCCCGCGAAAGACACAGGCGCGGCCUCUACGAAGUACCCCGCGAGGGCCAAAAAUACUCCAUCUUCGGACCACUCCACCGCCUUUGGCUGGGCUACAUUGAGGAGGUAUUGGGCUCUGAGCUAUACACAGGCGGUGCCGCUGCAUCGGCGAAGCUGAGCGCUGCCGAGUUCCACGGUGCUGCGGUGGAAGUGUCGCGCAGCUCCUGCCCAAGCAGGGUUGGCAUCAAGGGCAUCGUUAUCAAAGACGGCAAAUUCGCAUUCGAGAUCAUCACGCCAAAGAACGACAUCAAGAUUGUACCAAAAGAGGGAACAUGGUUCAAAUUUGAAGUACCCGUCAAGGAGCCGGACACAGAGUCAACCCCACAAGGCUCCCCGCGGCGAUUCGUUUUCGAGGUUCUUGGUGACCAAUUCCUGAUGCGCGGGGCGGAUCGAGCAAACAAAAAGUUCAAGCCUCACUACCUAAAAAACCUAUGAGGCGUCCACUCGGCGCAUUACGCAGUACGGCAUGCGCUAGGCAUGUCUCGCACGCUUGCAAAUGGUCAAAAGAAAAGGCCGAAAAUUGCACACGCAAUAAUCAUGAAAUAGUGUAUUGCGCUUCAAUGCGAUGAUGGACCUAUGAGAGGAAGACGAGAGCGUGGAAAAGAAACGGGGAGGGAAGGAAGAUGGGGGACCAUUCCAGGGAGCAAAACGUUUUCAGUGCGCUGUAAGAAGUGCAAAAGUUAUCACGAAGCGCUCUCAGAUGCGGGAUCUAACCGCUGAAACUCCCCGAGGUGGGCUCGAACCA